AUGAUUUUAAGAAAAAAAAAAAAAAGGUCCGGUAUCCUUGUCUCUGCUGCACUUCGGGUCAUGCACCCAGAUCUAUAUCGGGCUGGAAUCAAAACUCAAGUCCAGCUCGGUGAAUGGGCGACCCAGUAUCAGUUAGAAGACAUGUGCCAUCAUCUCAAACAUUGGGCAUCUGUCUUCAAUGUAGUGUCAGUCAUUUGCAAUCGCCGGUCACCACCUCAUAGAGAUCCGAAAUGUCGACCGGAGGCAUUUGAUAUUAUGACAACCGCAGGUGUUUAUCAUCCAGUCAUAAUGGAUUUCAUGAAUCUCGGCAUCAAGUUUCUAUAUGACUCCGGGUCAAUGUUGGCCUCAUCAUGUUGCCUUGUCAGACAUCACAUGCAUGUUCAACAGGGUAGCUGGAUUGUCACUGCGUGGUACAUGCGAGAUAGUAUCCAUAAUUUUGUUGGAACUCCAAGGACAGACUAUGCAAAAUAUGGCAAUGUACAACGCAGUGACCCGGUUGAGAAGAAAGAUGUUUAG
Molecule: messenger RNA, 516 nt
Organism: Suillus discolor
Lineage: Eukaryota; Fungi; Basidiomycota; Agaricomycetes; Boletales; Suillaceae
Exons: 1
Coding region: 1-516 (171 amino acids)
Source: RefSeq, a predicted model, not a curated record